Messenger RNA from Corticium candelabrum, 958 nucleotides. RefSeq lists its product as uncharacterized. Lineage: Eukaryota; Metazoa; Porifera; Homoscleromorpha; Homosclerophorida; Plakinidae. Bases 27 to 839 code for a protein of 270 amino acids. The transcript has 10 exons. The record is from RefSeq and is a predicted model, not a curated record.
CAGCCUAUACGGGAUGUUGAAGAAAGAUGGAGAAGAAGAGACUGCACGCUUUUCUUCUUGAAAUGCGCAAGGCUGGGUGCGUGAAGGGUUUUAAGUACUUUGCAGUUUAUAUGAGAGGUCGAGAAGAAAUGAUUUGUAAAGUCAUCAACGAGCCUCAGCGAAUGUCAAGAUCAACAUCAGCAUCUCUCAGUGGCAGCUUCGAAAUGCAUGGAAUUGAUUUACCCAGGAAUCAACAGUCUUUUAUGAUAUCUCAGAGGACACAGAGAAGGCUGAGUGGGUAUGGGUUUAUUGAUGUUGGACUGCCUCCUGCUAGUCCCAGCGAUCGUGAGAUCGAUAGUGCUGACGAUAACACAACUAUGUUUCUUAUUGCCGGCUAUAGCACUUACAACUGUCCGUAUGUGUGGGUACGUUCAAAUCACGAGAGAUUAGUUCGUCUCAGCGGUGAGGACACGACUGCGAAGGACAAUCCACUCAAACUGGAGUCGACGACAAAGUGGAACGAUCAAGACAUCAGAGUGUGGGACAUCAUCGCCGAGCUUGUCGCCAUUUGCACAGUACCUGCUCCUAAAGAUCCGUUUGCUGUUGACCUUUCAUAUUAUGACACUUUACCAGUAGCUGAAAGUGUACUGGCGACUGGUGCUAUGAUCAACUUUUUGCAGAAAGUUCUGGAUACCGGAGGGCACAUGUGCAACUCAAAAAUUUUAGAUGAUUUGAAUGCUGUGACGCAGAGACACUUUGAAGACAUGAGCAAACUUCUUGUAGAGAAGAAUGUAGCUCCUGCAUCACCGUCUAUUGGCAGUCAUAUUGGUACAAGAGUCCAUUCUCAAUCUGCAGACUAAUGGCUAGAUAAUUUACUAAAGAAGUAUUGUUUUGAAAAUUUGUGUAAAUUUACGUACAUACACCUAAUGGGUGUACGUGCACACAUAGUCACGUGAAGUUGUGUUUAUCCGGGAGUUUG